AUGGAGAAAAAAAUUGAAGACGACGACGACGACGAUGAAAAAGAAGAAAGAGAACGGCAACAGACACAAGAACAUAAUCGACGUUAUCCUCAUCUCUCAUUGUCCAGUUGUACCAGUGUCGAAAAUCAAAUCAAAAAACCCUAUCGGUAUCAACAAGUGAUCAUCGAUAAUGAACAUCGUUAUCCUCCGAUUAUCCUUCCGUCUGAACGUAUAUUAUUUCAAAUGAAUCCUUCAACAUUAUCACAAUACACAUCCAAUCCAUCGUUGACAAACACUUAUCAUAGUUUACAAAUUCAUGAUGAACCGAAAUCUCUUUCACCGUUGCAACUAAAAACAAAUAAAUUACAUCAUGCGAAAUCUCAUCAUGAACUUUAUCAACAAAACAAUGGAUUAUCGUUAUCACCAAUAAGAAAAGUGAAUAAUCAUGAAAAUGAUAAUAGAUAUUCGACUGAUUCACCCCAAUCAGUUAUGUCAUUACGAAUUCCUGUAACGACAAGUACAUCGCCGACAAAGAGUAAUUUGAAUGUAACACAACCAUCUCCAGCACAUAAAAUUCCAUUGUGGAAACGUUUCAAGAAGAUGAUUGUACCGAAAAAACGAAAAAAUCCAUCGUCAAAAAUGCCAACAUUGUUUCUCAAUGAAAUUUCUGAAAAUGAACCAAAUCAAACUGUCACAGACAACGUCAAUUUCGAUCUCUUACGAAAUCCUUUGAAAUUAUCCGAACUAAAAACAUGGAUUAAUCCCGAACUAUUUCCCGAACAACAAAUUCGUAAUGAAUACGAAAAACUUCCAACCGAACCUCUUCAUCCAAAAACAGUAGCUCUUCGUCCAGAAAAUAAAAUGAAAAAUCGAUUCAAUUGUAUUGAACCAUAUGAUCAUUCUCGAGUUAUUCUUCGAACAUUACCUCAUGAUUCAACAAGCGACUAUAUCAAUGCAUCGUAUAUCGAUGGAUAUCGAACAAAGAAGGCUUAUAUUGCUUCUCAAGCACCGACGGAUACAACAUUGUAUGAUUUCAUUCGAAUGAUUUGGCAAUUUCGUAUCGAAUCAAUAGUAAUGGUUACACGAUUGUUUGAAGAUGGAAAACAUAAAUGUUUACAAUAUUGGCCUGAUGAAGGUGAAAAACAAAUUAACAAUUUUACGAUUCGUUUUGAAAACGAAGAAAGAUACACUUAUUACACAAUACGUCGAUUUGUUUUAUUAAACCCAAUUGAAUCAUCGGAAACUUUAACAAUCAAACAAUUCCAUUUCUUAUCUUGGCCAGAUCAUGAUGGAUUGACAUUACCUACACCAUUGCUGGAUUUUCGGCAACGAUUUCGUAAUAAUUGCAAGAUAUCUACAAGUCCAAUUUUAGUGCAUUGCAGUGCUGGUGUUGGUCGUUCAGGGACAUUUAUUGCUUUAGAUGCUUUAUUGGAAAUGUCGACAUAUCAAGAUACAAUCGAUAUACUUGAAUUUACUCAUCGAAUGAGGCAAAAUCGUGUCUAUAUGAUCCAAACUGUUGGUCAAUAUGUAUUUUUAUAUCGCGCAUUGGUUGAAGGCAUUUUAACAUUGAAUGCAUCUAUAUCAUUACCAGAAUUUAUGACAACGAGAAGAGUUCAUAUGGACAUCAAAGAUCAAUAUCGAUUAUUAGAACAAUUGCAAGCAACAGUCGAAUUUUCGUAUCAUACUGCACGUGAUCCGCUCAAUAUCGAUAAAAAUCGUGUAGAAUCAAUAUUAGCUGCUGAUAAUAAUCGACCUUAUCUGAUGACACAAGUGGAAAAGACGACAGAUUAUAUCAACGCAGUAUUUGUAAAUUCUUACCGUCAUGUGUCCACAUACAUUGUUACACAAUAUCCAUUACCACAAACAAUGGUUGACUUUUAUCGUCUUAUUUUUGAUCAUAAUAUCUCCAUAGUCAUGCUCAUUGAAACAAUACCUCUGGAUCCGCAAAAUCUUCCAUACUGGCCAAGUGCUGUUUCUGAAAAUGUUUCCUUUGGACCGUUUGAAAUCUUAUUAUCCUCACAAAAAGAAGAUGAUUACCUUAUCGAACGAGUACUUCAAAUAAAGUACACAAGUAAAAGUAUAUUCACUAGUGAUCAAACGAAAACAAUUCGUCAGUUUGAAGUAAAGAAUAAUACGCGUUUACUACCCGUUGUCAAACGAUUUUUGAAAGAAAUGCGAACGCGUCCAGAACAGAAUGUUAUCUUACAAUGUUUAAACGGUGUGACAUGGUCGGGGUACUUUGUUGCUUUGUGUAAUUCAAUUGAUAAGAUGCAAACAGAACAAAUCAUCGAUCCAUUUCAAAUCGUUCGUUUGAUUCGUGCCAGUCGUCAAGAAUUUAUCGAUCAAAAUCAAUAUGAGAACUUAUUUGUAUCAAUGAUUAAUUAUGCUCAAGAAUAUUUAUCUUUUGGUGCAACAUCAAAUCAUGCAGUGGAAAAUUCUGUUUAUAUGAACACUUCAGAGAAAAAUCGAUCAUUUGCCAAUAAAUAA
Messenger RNA from Adineta ricciae, 2466 nucleotides. The record is from the annotation of a GenBank genome assembly. Lineage: Eukaryota; Metazoa; Rotifera; Eurotatoria; Adinetida; Adinetidae.